AUGUUGGAUGACUAAAUACCAGAAGAACUCUUUAAUGAGUAAAUUAGCAUCGCUCCUUCUUUGUAUACCCAUAGUUCCAUAAUUUAAGAUAUACAAAACAAGAUGAUUCAAUCAAGUUCUAAAAUCCAAAAUGAUCCAGUCAUUCUUAAGACUUCAUUGACAAAUGAUAUAUUUAAGGAAGAUUAAUUGGACAUUUCCUAAUUCGAUCCAAAUAAUCCUAAAUAUAAAAGCAAACCACAUGAGGUCCAUUUUCAUGUAAAUUCCUUUAUAAAAUAUACUCUAUUCACUUUAAUAUACACAUUAAUUGGACCUUUGGUUAUUCCAAUUUUUAUUUGGACUCAUAAGCAAUUACUUUAAAACUUUCAACUAUUGGGAUUUAACUGGGUAUGUCUAUUUACUUAUCUUCGAUAUUUUUUAGACUUGACUUUAGCAAUAGGUUUUAUUUAUCAUCCCAUGAAUUAAUUUUAGCUCCAAUGUAUUAAUUAUUAUUUUAUUUUCAAUAGUGCUCCUUUAUUAUGUAAUCCAAAUUUUUUCAGAAUUAGUUCUUUAAAACUUAAUGUUGGCCUUUUACCAUCCUUAGAAGAUAGAAUUGUUAGAAAAAUUUCCAAUCGAACUUAUACUGAAUAAAUUUGAAAAUCAAAUUAAUCCAUUUCGAUGGGGCUAAUAAAGUCCAGAAUUAAUUUAAUUUGAGUUGGAGCAAUCUAUAAGAAGGUUGCAUAUUGAACCUGGUUUAUUCAUUUUCUUCUUUAUAGUUUAACCAAAUGAAAAAAGAAGGGAAAAGAUUUCUCAUAACUUUGAAAACUUGAAAGUGGAAGGGAAGUAUGCUGGAAACGGUAUCAAAAUGGCAAUUGAAAUUAUCCAAUAUUACAAUGAAUAGUCCCCCUUAUAUAUUUACAUUAUAGUUGCUUGUGCUUUGACUAUCAUUAGAUUAUGCAUCACAGUGACAUAUUCAUUUUUUUAAAAAGCAGCUUCAAUAUAGAUUGCAAUGUUUGUUGCAAUCACUGUUCUAAACACCAUUGGAUACUUUAUCGUAAUUACAAUCAUUUUGAUAACUUUCCGAGAUUUACAAAGGAAGGUGUUUUGCUUGAAUUAACUCUCACAUUUAAUUUCUGCUUAACAAGUUGAAGAAUAUGAUGAGACCAAAAUAUUCCCUACAUUAAAUUUCUUAUGUGUGCAAUCCUUAUUUUCAUGGUAGAAUUUAAGAAAGGUGAUCCUAGAUUAUGGUUUAUAGUACUAUUAAAGAGAAAAUGCAAUCAUUUCAUUUUGCUUAGAAAUCAUUUUGGUUUUAGUUCUAUUUGCUCUUCUAAAUAUGUUCGAUGUGAUAAGUUGUUACUCCUUAAGUGACGCCAGUAAAAUUUCAUUGUUCAUAUUGAUUAGCUUUGAUGUACUUACUAUUAUGUUCUUAUCUAUUCUUGUUGUCUUGUAGGGUGCCCGUAUCAAUAAACAUUUUAAAAUUCAUUAAACCAUGUUAAAGAAGAACAUGUUUACUUAUCAACAACUUUCAACAUAAUCAUUCAUAAAGAAAGAAUUUCAUGUGCAACCCUAAGAUUUUAUGUUUAAAACUCUUAAAGCUAUCUUAGAUAGAAUACAACUGGGAGAUUAAAAUAAAAACUGGUUUUUCUUGUAUUCUUAAUAUGUUUUGAAUGCAAUUGAUUAAGCCUAUUCAGAUUUAUGUUAUGAGGAGGAGAAUAGACCCUUUACUGUUUUGGGAAUAGCUAUGACCUAUAGUUUAGCUUUUUAACUAAUAGCAAGUUUUUUAGGUAUCUUGGGAACAAUCAUCAUAAGUUUAUACUUCAAUGUUGAUCUAUGA
Molecule: messenger RNA, 1810 nt
Organism: Paramecium pentaurelia
Lineage: Eukaryota; Ciliophora; Oligohymenophorea; Peniculida; Parameciidae
Source: the annotation of a GenBank genome assembly